CAAAGAGAGACAGAGAGAGGUCAUCUGGUCUUCACGCACCCAGCAGAGCACACUGCUUUAUGGAACGGUUUCGUCAGUUGGGAAACUUGUUGUUAAAUCCAUUUUAAUUUUAAAUUUUGGAAGUUUUUUAUUGUUUUACAUGUGUGGUUUAAGUUGCCCUUGAUUUGUAGAAAUUGUUUGUAGUCUUGAAGAGUGUGUGGGUUACAUUUCGUUAGUCGUUUUGUCCGUUGAGGACGGGUAAACAUGUCCUCCCAACUGAACAAAGAGAACCAGAAAGCGGCCACGGCCGGCUUCACAAAACCUGGUUUCGGUUCCGGUACUGCUAAUGGACCAGCCGGAGGCCUUCGCGUCCUUAAGAUACCUGCCCAGCAGAGCGGCUCGAACACCGGAACAUCAACCGUCAAACCUCAACCGAAGAACGUGUUCAAACUGCCAGCACCACCCCAAGUUUCUUCCAGCGGCAGUAAAUUUCCCUCACAAUCGGCCCAACAUACGAACCAGGGCAAUAGUCAAUUUAAAAUGCCAACGGCUGUGAGCAAAUCCACCGGCGUUCCAGUACAGGUCCCUGCAGUGGUUCAAAGCACUUCCGGUAAUGAGCAACAACAGCAGCCGGAUCUAGAAAAUCUUGGAAGACCCUCCGGGAGCGGGGGUUCCAACGCUGAUUCGACUUCGACAGGAAGUGGUAGUAAUAACAAGCGGAUUUGGACCUUGAGCAAUUUCGACAUAGGCCGUCCCCUAGGUCGGGGAAAGUUCGGUAAUGUGUAUCUGGCCCGGGAGAAGGAAACCAAAUUCGUCAUAGCGCUCAAGGUGCUGUUCAAGAAGCAGAUCCACUCGCAGGGAAUCGAACAUCAGGUCCGUCGGGAGAUCGAAAUCCAAAGCCAUCUGCGCCAUCAGAACAUUCUACGAAUGUAUGGCUACUUCCACGACGACAUUAGAAUCUAUUUGAUCUUGGAGUUUGCUCCCGGUGGCACUCUGUUCAGCAAGCUGCAAACCCAGCCCGGAAACAAAUUCCCCGAGAAACAGUGUGCCAUCUACAUCAACAUGCUGGUUUCGGCCCUGAUCUAUUUACACGAGCGUAACGUCAUUCAUCGGGACAUCAAACCGGAAAAUCUGCUGCUCGGACACGGAGGGGAGCUGAAAAUUGCCGACUUUGGCUGGUCCGUUCACGAACCGACUUCGACCAGGACGACGCUUUGCGGUACCCUGGAUUAUCUGUCGCCGGAAAUGGUUCAGGGUAAUCCACACUCGAAGAAUGUCGAUCUGUGGAGUCUAGGUGUGCUGGCGUACGAACUGCUGGUCGGCCGUGCACCGUUCCAUGCCACGAGCUACGACGAAACGUAUAAUAAAAUCAUCAAGGUGCGAUAUCAGGUUCCUCCGGAGGUGUCCCGUUCUGCGGCCCACUUGAUUUCGAAACUUCUGGUCAAGGAACCGAGCCUGCGGAUGCAGCUAGAGGAUGUGGCCAAACACCCAUGGAUCAAGCUUCAUGUCGAUAGCAAACCUUGAUCGCCUUUUCAAUUAUAACGACUUAAAAUCUAUUAUGUCAGGUAUUUCAACUUAAGCGACUCUGAAUCUGUAGGAUUAUUUUAUGCGAUUUCAAUGUUCGGUUUCCGUGCAUUUUUAAUUUGUUUAGUCUAAGUUUCGAGAUCAGCCAAGAGAGAAAAAGGACUUUGUUUCAUAGCAGCAAUGGCAAAUGUAUAAUAAGGAAAGAAUAAACGUCUUCAUAAU
Uranotaenia lowii is the source of this 1725-nucleotide messenger RNA. Its product is annotated as aurora kinase C-like. Gene Ontology annotation, cellular component: chromosome passenger complex; spindle microtubule; spindle midzone. NCBI's taxonomy places the organism in Eukaryota, Metazoa, Arthropoda, Insecta, Diptera, Culicidae. Bases 244 to 1503 code for a protein of 419 amino acids. Gene Ontology annotation, biological process: mitotic spindle organization; protein phosphorylation; regulation of cytokinesis. The record is from RefSeq and is a predicted model, not a curated record. Gene Ontology annotation, molecular function: protein kinase activity; ATP binding. The transcript has 2 exons.